Molecule: messenger RNA, 1782 nt
Organism: Tachysurus fulvidraco (yellow catfish)
Lineage: Eukaryota; Metazoa; Chordata; Actinopteri; Siluriformes; Bagridae
Gene: slc25a34
Product: solute carrier family 25 member 34
Exons: 6
Coding region: 349-1368 (339 amino acids)
Source: RefSeq, a predicted model, not a curated record
GGACUGCCGAUGUAUGGACGUGUUCCGGGUAUAUGAUUGGCUGAUACGGAGAAUAGGGCGGGGCUACAGUGUCUAUUCAUGUUUUUAGACGCAUGUUUCCAGCAGCACUCAGUAACAGGACACAUACACAGUUGGUCACUUUGCUGCCUUGCUCUUGGUUACAGAACUGUUCCUGAGAUCAUAACAAGGUUUAUGAUUUCAGGUUUUGAUGUACAGGUGAGCAAACCCUGGGAGACUGCUGCUGUUCCACUACACUGCAGUGAAGAGCUGGUUCAUGUCAUGCCCAAACUCCUCAGGAACAUUUAAGCCGAACGAGCGCUAGUCCUUUAAAUUACCAUCAUCAUCACCAUGGGUGUCAUGGCUGAUCCCCAAGCCAUGAACUGCCCCUCAGUCACGUCGCUCGUCACCCAGAGCUCCAUUCCUUCUCUGCCUCGUACUCUUUCGAGGCCAGAUGAUCGUCCCCGGGCACUGUGGCCGCCACUAGACUUCACUCUGGGUUCUCUGGCCUGCUGCGGCGCCUGUGUGGUCACCAACCCACUGGAGGUCGUGAAGACUCGUCUGCAGCUGCAAGGGGAACUGCAGGCACGUGGAUCAUACCAUCAGCACUACCGAGGGGUGCUGCAGGCUCUCUGGCUGGUUGGUCGAACUGACGGUUUGCGAGGCCUGCAGAAGGGCCUCGCCGCUGGCCUGCUCUACCAGGCGCUUAUGAACGGCGUCCGGCUCAGCUUUUACUCCUACACUCAGGUCUCAGGCAUCAGCGAUGUGCCAGGGGGAAACAUAGCCUCAGGGGCGAUUGCUGGAGCUUUAGGGGCCUUCAUCGCAUCUCCUGCUUACCUGGUAAAGACACACCUGCAGGCUCAGACUGUGGAGGCCAUCGCUGUGGGUCACCAGCACAACCACCAGGGAAUCUCCAGCGCUUUCGCUUCCAUAUACAGGCGUGAGGGUGUGACGGGUCUGUGGCGGGGUGUGAACGGUGCCGUGCCGAGGGUCAUGGUGGGUUCGGCAGCUCAGCUCGCCACCUUCAGCUCGGCCAAAGAAUGGCUCAUAAACACACAGUGCCUUGGUCAUGACAGCUGGAUCAUCGCUCUGGUGGCAGCCAUGGUCAGUGGUGUUGCCGUGGCGAUCACUAUGACUCCGUUCGACGUGAUCAGCACGAGACUUUACAACCAGCCUGUGGACGAGUUGAAGAAGGGUCGGUUCUACACCGGGUUCCUGGACUGCCUGAUGAAAGUGAGUCAUACUGAGGGGUUUCUGGGUCUGUAUAAGGGAAUGGGUCCUGUGUUCAUGCGCCUGGCACCUCACACUGUGCUUAGCAUGCUGCUGUGGGAUGUCAUGAGGCAAAAAGCUCUGCAUCACUACACGAUCUGAGGAGAUCCAGAGCUCUGCCUCCAUCAUCACUGUUCCUCACACAGCUCUGGGUUCAGCUGUCCUACAGCAGGAGGUUCAGGAACCUCACACGCAGGGACCGUAAACUGAACUAUGUAAACUUGAGGAAAAGCCUGCAGGUCUUCCUGUCACUGUUGAGUCCGGAUCCUCGUCAUGAGAACACACGAUGGACACCUGAUGAUAUCAUGACUGAACAGAGAGAAUCAUCACAGGCAUCAACAUUACCCUCAGAUGUGAUCACCACUGACUAACUGAUGAAGUCCAGCAUAUGAGUGUGUGUUUCUGUCUGUGUGUGUGUGUGUUUCUGUCUCUGUGUGUGUGUGUUUCUGUCUCUGUGUGUGUGUGUUUCUGUCUCUGUGUGUGUGUGUGUUUCUGUCUCUGUGUGUGUGUGUGUUU